GAGCGCAGCGUGCCGCGACAACCCAGAGACACCCACCGACGGGCGCAGCCGGCGGGAGCGAGGCCGGGAGACGCGCUCCGGGCACAGCGAGCCGAGCCGGGCGGUGUCUCAGCGCCGCCGCACGGACGGACGGGCGCCCUCUCCGCGCGUCCCUGCUCCCGCGCCGCGCCCCUCCAGCCAGCAUGAGGCUGCUGACGGCCGCGCUGCUCCUGCUGCUCCUGGCGCUGUGUGCCGCGCGUGUGGACGGGUCUAAAUGCAAGUGCUCCCGGAAGGGACCCAAGAUCCGAUACAGCGACGUGAAGAAGCUGGAAAUGAAGCCAAAGUACCCGCACUGCGAGGAGAAGAUGGUUAUCAUCACCACCAAGACCGUGUCCAGGUACCGGGGUCAAGAGCACUGCCUGCACCCCAAGCUGCAGAGCACCAAGCGGUUCAUCAAGUGGUACAACGCAUGGAAUGAGAAGCGCAGGGUCUACGAAGAAUAGGAUGAAAAAACCCUAAUAUGAAAACUCCAGACUGUUUGGGAGACUUGAGCAAAGGACUUUGCAGAUUAAAAA
Messenger RNA from Trichechus manatus latirostris (Florida manatee), 554 nucleotides. It is a transcript of the gene CXCL14, whose product is annotated as C-X-C motif chemokine ligand 14. Lineage: Eukaryota; Metazoa; Chordata; Mammalia; Sirenia; Trichechidae. Gene Ontology annotation, biological process: immune response. Gene Ontology annotation, cellular component: extracellular region. The transcript has 4 exons. The record is from RefSeq and is a predicted model, not a curated record. Gene Ontology annotation, molecular function: chemokine activity. Bases 183 to 482 code for a protein of 99 amino acids.